GCACUCAGGAUGGCGUGACUUAAACAGUGAAAGUACGUAAAGCGUCACGUGAAACCAGGGAUGUCUGUCACAUGCUUAGCAUGUGACGCAGUUCUCGUGGUCACGCAAUCUUUAUUAACUUUAAACGACCGACUCUUUGUGCAAAAGAACUUUUCAAAGAACAAUGCCCGCUUUGGAAGAGAGUGGGAACGUAGCUUCUUGGCCAGCAUCAAAAGCUAGGCAUCAAUUUCGCACAAAUCCAGAGUAUGAGGGGAAAUCAACGUCGGGAUUUUGUAUGCGACAUGUUCAGACAAAUCUGGCGAUCCUUCCAGCUUCACUGGCCGAUGAAUUUGAACAGUUCUGCAAUUUAAACAAAGCUCCAUGUCCAUUAUUGUACAAAAGCAAACCUGGUGAACUAUCUGCUGGAAAUCUCGCCCAGGAUUCUGAUGUAAGGUAUGACAAAUUUAAGAAAUGCUAGGGGCUCUUGAUAGUUCCCUUUUUGAAUGUGCACCCAUGUAAGAAGACUGAGCUAUCUCCGGAAAAACUACUCCUACAACUUUCGUUAUCGUCAGUGUCACCUUUCAUUAAGCAGCUGUUAUAAUUGAAGUAAAUAGCAUCUAAAUCGUUUACCCUUUCACUCCAGGAAUGACCAAGAUACAAUUUUUUGAGAAGAUAACUCUCUCACUCCCAAUAGCUCAAUGAAAAUUCUCCAUACUGUCUGUCAUACUUCUCCUAUAAAGUUUGUUCCGAGAAUUUGUCGUCGGAUCAAAUGCUAUUUUCCUUAUUAAUAUAUAUAUUUUUUCAUUCACAUCACUUGGCAGCUUGAUAUUGUAUUGAUCAAUACUAUAACAAGAAAUUAAGUUUUGGUCACUCUUGGGGGUUGAAAGGGUCAAGAUGCAGGUACUGUAGGUGAUGAGAAUAGAGAAAAGUUUCAAGCAGGGAUAUUUAAUGAUUCAUCGCCAAAUUCUCCCUAACAUCAGAAAAAAUGUUUUGCAGCCAGUAAGGAGAGUUGCAAUAAGGAUCUUUAGAGUGACAAGGCCAAACAACUGAACUAGUUUAUUAAUAACUACUGAGAAGCAAGGCCAGUUCAUUUAAGACAUUGGAAUGGAAGGUUUGAACUUGAAGGUUUCAAAUUGACUUAACCCUAUUAAGCAAGAAUGAAUGAAAUGUGGGGGGGGGGGUGUUGGGGAGGGGGAGAUCUUUAGCAUAUCUGCAACAAGGCUGCGGAACUAACUACCCAUUAACCUACAAAAAGAGGUGAAAAACAGUUGCUUCUUUCAGAAAGGCCUUUCACAGACAUUUUCUAAUGAGCUACAAUGAAGAAGAACAUUUCAGUUCAAAUGCAAUUUAACCCAACGGAGGCAGCAUAUUUUAUUUGAUCCAGUUUUUAGCUUGCAUUCUAACUUAUAGACCUGUUGACCAGUUUUAUAAUCUUUGAAUACAUUUUAAUUCUAAUUGUGGUACUUUUAGGAUCAAGGGCCACCAGUUCAUUAGUUGAAUUACUUUUGUGUGUUAGCCUCCUUAAAUAAAGUUAUUAUUAUUAUUAUUAACAAUUGCCCUGUAUUCUUGUUCAAGUGAGUCUGAAAAUACAAUGAACACAAUGUCUGCUUUUCUGAGUCUAAGAUUUAAGAAUAUUUAGUUCUGGCAAAGAUACUGAAAGCUAUAGUCAGAUCAAUUAAUUUGUGUUUCAACUUUCAAUUAAAAGCAACUGAAUAUGACCAACAUCUAAUUUCUCCUUACAAUAUCAUCCCUCAAUCAUACAUUAAGGUCAUGAUAAUAAUGGGAAUGGUCACCAACUAAGGAAGCUCUCAAUUGUUUAAUAACAAAUUCUUCUCGUCAGCACCUCAGGAAAGUAUAGAGAACUGUACGGAGAUUAUGCAAACUGAUGUUAGGGUGUAAAGGGUGAAGGUAUGCUCCUAACCUGUCACUGAUUACAGAGAAACCAUGAAACCUAAUUUAGGGAACAUCCUUGGACAACAAAAAGUAGUCUGGAAAAAAGAAAUGUCCCUAACCCUUGAUAAAAUGUUGUAUAAGUCAUAAUUUCCACAUAUCUCCACAAUAAUGAGUUGUAAAUUUCUUAUCUAAAACUUUCAGAACUGAUCUUCCAAUGUAUUGGGUCUCUGAGAAUGGAAAUGUCACUAAGAAAGUGGGGAACCUAACCAGUUAUCCUCUGGAGGACUAUGUGUCCUUUUACCUUGGAUGCAGCUUUUCCUUUGAAGAUGCAUUGAUGAAAGCUGGCAUUGAACUGCAGCAUGUUGUAAAAAAGCGCAAUGUAUCAAUGUUUAAAACUAACAUUCCAUGUUUGCCUGUUGGGCCAUUUGACUGCCCUAUGGUUGUUUCAAUGCGACCAAUUCCCAGAGAAUUGGUUGAAAAAACAGUUAUUGUCACAGCUGCCUAUGAUGCAGUGCAUGGAGCCCCAAUACAUAUCGGCGAUCCAUCAGUGAUAGGAAUCGAUGAUAUUGAUAAGACAAACUUUGGAGAAUCUUCUGAUGUUGCUGAUAUGAUACCUGUGUUCUGGGCUUGUGGUGUAACGUCAUCAGUUGCAGUAAGAUCAGCAAGUAAGUGGUGUCAGGCUAAGAGGAUUUUAUUACUUUACCUACUAGUAAUUAUCAUGUCCACUUCAAGUGAUAUAUUAGCUAGAAAAAAUGAUGAAAUGACUUAUUAAAAACUUAUAGCAAAGAGAUAGAAAAUGGUACUGUACCUUAGAGGAAGGUAUCUUGAUGUAAUAACAAAUUCUCUCAACUUUCAUGCAUUUACACUGGAAUAUACAGCUGCCAGACAGUGGAUUUAUGAGUCACAUUCAAUUUGAGAAAAUGGGUUGAGAACACACAGAAUGUACAAAUAAUGAUUUCCUUUACCAACAUUUUGAUGCAGUAAGUGCAUGUAUGGUGAACUGCUUUCAUUUUUAAUCCAAUUUUGUGUGAUUUAAUUUGCAAGUAAAGAUUAGCCAGUUUUUAACAGAAUUUCUUGGUAAGUGAAACAAGAUUAAAACUUUCCAUCUUCAAAAAAAAAAUAUGGCUGCAAAAUAUUUGGUAGACAUGUAACUUUAGCAUAUGUAACUGGUAAUUGGGAAAAUUAGCUCUUAGAUCCUGGGAUUGAUUGCCAUUUAAUUUAACAGUGUAUAUAUAUUUAGUAUAUGUACAAUUAACAGUGGUGGACAAAAUAAUCCCUUUUUUCUUUUGUUUUCAGAAACUAGGACCAGGUAAUUUUGACUUUUUUUCUUGUCCUUCCAUUUCUGCAGAACUACCACUAUCAUUCAGUCAUCAGCCUGGGUCAAUGUUCAUAUGUGACACCACUUUGGAAGAAUACUUUAGAGUCAAUAAACCUGAACAUGGCGAUGAACAACCCAAACUUAUCACUCUGGCAGAUCAACCAUUUUUAGCUUCUGUCUGCUCUGAAACUGCAUUUAAAAAAGUGGAAAAGCUCAGUAAACUGUUGAGUCAUCAGAGUGGUUUUGAAGGAGAUGUCUAUGAUUCUGAUUUCCUGAAGAUUUCUGCCAGAUUGUCCCAUGCUCCAUCUGUUGUUAUUGGCAUUCUUGAUGAGGAAAUAAUACCUUCCUCUGAAUUGGCGACUUCGGAUGGUCUCCAAGGAGUUAUCACUUUGGUCAAAGCACUUCAGGCAGUGAAAAAGAAGAUCACCAUUAUCACAGAACACAAUUCACAAGUGAUUCAUGACUGUGUCACAGCCAAUGCUUCUCAAGGAAUAUCAGAAAAAGAUGUCCACGUUGUUACAUUGGAGGACAGCAGGAACUUGAAGGACAGACUUUUUACUGGGAAUGUAAAUCACAAACUGGAUACAGUGAUAGCUUUACAAAUGACAACAGAGUUUAGCAACAGCAAUAGUGGAUCUGAAAGGACUAUUCAAGUUGGUUUGGUGGACAAAUUAUUUCAGGAAGGUAUGUUAAUGUUUAAUUGAAAAUUGAAACAUAAUGAAAUCUCCCAUGUAUAUGCUCAUUCUCCACAAUUGUCUAUUUUAGCAAUUGACCAACUGGUUUCAAUUGGUAGAAAUAUUUCCAUUUCAUAAAUUUCGAAGUAAAUGUGUUGAACUUAAGUUUCAACAGAGUGAAGCUACAUGUAUUUGUUUAUAUUAAUCUGCAUUGGUGCAUGGCAAAAGACAAAUUUUGGGGUUUUUGUUCUUUGCAUUAUGAAAUUGAGACCUGAAAGGAGAAUUCUCACCUGAAUGAAUAUACCCUGAUGGCUUAGAAGUCUGGGUCUAGAGGUCUGGGUUUUGAGCCCUUGACCACUCAAACUGUUGGGGUCUAUAGCAAAACACCUGCUAGUGAGUGGUUGGAGGGCUGGAAGGGCUCUAAAGACCACUAAUCUCCCCCUUUCCUAUUUCAAAUGGGAUAUUGAGUUUCAAUUCAUUGAUCGCAUCUUCAGACCAACAUCUACAUAUAAGAUCUGACACCUGCUUUUUAAUUGUGCCUAAUAGACUAUUCUUUUGUCCUGCCCCUGAUAUAUACCCUCCCUGUUUGUAUAACUUGAAUGUAAAGUUUUAAUCUUUUAGUUUAUAGCUUUCAAAAUGGAAUUGUGUCAGUGAAAAUCACCACCAACAGACAGGAGACAUCACCAAAUGGCAAUUGCAGUUCAGUUUAUAGUCAUGUUAUGGUUGCCAACUCCGUGCAGACAGCUGCAUUGGGUCUUUCUGCUGCCUUAUAUGUCCUGAAUAGCUGUCCAAUUCACUCACGGUAUCUACGGCAUGGUAUUGGCAAAAGAGAAGUCUUCCAAGUUGGGCAAUUCCUUGUGAACAACACUGAACAAGUAAGAACU
Molecule: messenger RNA, 4748 nt
Organism: Pocillopora meandrina
Lineage: Eukaryota; Metazoa; Cnidaria; Anthozoa; Scleractinia; Pocilloporidae
Source: the annotation of a GenBank genome assembly